GAACGUUUUCACGAUUGGAUUGCAAGUCACUGUUUCUGGCGCACAUCCUUCGAGAGCGAGCGAACAUGUCCCGCAACAACAACGGCACCAACGGGUGGAACGACACCGAGUUCAAGAACGAUGAGUCGUCCUUCGAGGCCUUCGCGGCCUCUUCGGGUCCGUUGACCCUCCCUGACUUUGGCGGCAACUCCCAGAUCGACCUCGGCGCAAUUGCGCCUGUGUUUGGGAUCGCGGGCACCACCGCACCAUCGGCGGCCGAUUACCUGGAAUACGACGCUCGCGGGCGAGGUUUCCACGAACGUGCUACCCACAUCAUCGGCAUGAGUUACUUUGGUGGCAUCCUUGGUGGCGGGGCAAUCGGUGUCGUCGAAGGCAUCCGCAACGCGCCAAGCUCGAAGCUCAAGGUGCGUCUCAACAGCCUUUUCAACGCCGCUGGCCACCGCGGCUCCCGUGCUGGAAAUGCUUUGGGAAUCUUGGCGCUCAUGUACUCGUCCAUCCAAGAACUUGCGGAUACCGCCGAACUGGAGCGUUUUGUGCCCGUGGACAAGGCUGUGCCCGUACUUGCCGCUGGUGCCACUGGCAUGCUGUACAAGGCAACGGCGGGUACCCGACCAAUGGUAAUGGCAGGAGCUAUCGGUGCCGUGGUCAUGGGAGCGUUCCAAUUUGGCUCGUCGCUCUUGCGCUUGUAAACACAUUUACCCUUCCCGUUCGUUUAGAGAUUUAGACAUAAUAUACACCCUACCCUUCCGUACUAGUAUGCCGAGGAUGUAUGCACCUGUGGAAACCUGGUCCGUCUUCCUCGACAUGGCGGCAAAGGUCGAAGAAGUUCCCUUCAUUCCA
This is a messenger RNA of Aphanomyces astaci, 840 nucleotides long. RefSeq lists its product as hypothetical. Gene Ontology annotation, biological process: protein import into mitochondrial matrix. Gene Ontology annotation, cellular component: TIM23 mitochondrial import inner membrane translocase complex; mitochondrial inner membrane. Bases 66 to 689 code for a protein of 207 amino acids. The record is from RefSeq and is a predicted model, not a curated record. Lineage: Eukaryota; Oomycota; Saprolegniomycetes; Saprolegniales; Verrucalvaceae. The transcript has a single exon. Gene Ontology annotation, molecular function: transmembrane protein transporter activity.